ACAUCGGGCAUGGGCAGCCACAGUCGCAGCAGCAGCAUCCCUUUUACAUCAUCGGGCGUUCACCUGCUCAGCAAUAACCACAGCAGCAUCAACAGCAACCACAGCAACAACAGCAACAGCAGCAACAUCCAGAGCAGUUUCAACAACAGUAACAGCCUCAACAACAGG
This is a messenger RNA of Closterium sp. NIES-67, 168 nucleotides long. The record is from the annotation of a GenBank genome assembly. NCBI's taxonomy places the organism in Eukaryota, Viridiplantae, Streptophyta, Zygnematophyceae, Desmidiales, Closteriaceae.